CAGGUUAAGGAUUAAUCUUUGUCGCAGUAAGCCGUAGCUAAUGCAGCCAUGGAUUCCAGAUGUAUGGAAAUAGCUGCCCUGGGAAGACCUCUGUAUCCUGGCAUGUUGUAUGAUUGCCGGAGCGACUUCUUUAUUCCAGGUGUUACUUUAUGGGAUAAAAAUGCAUUGAGUGAUGACCUUGAUGUGCAUCAGAAGCCUAAAACACAUCUGAAAUUUGCAGCCUCUGAUAGUCUCAGUGAUAAGGCAAACCUCCUAGACAUAAGCGCUUCCCUUAAAGCCAGUUUCUUAUGUGGAUUGGUGGAGGUUGAAGGAUCGGCCAAGUACCUGCAAGAUACCAGAUCUUCAGCACAUCAGUCCAGAGUUACUAUGCAGUACAGCCAGACAACAACAUUUGAACAGCUCACUAUGAAAGAGCUCAGUAAUAUCACCUACCCACAAGUAUUUGAUCACAAAACAGCCACUCAUGUAGUUACAGCUGUACUGUAUGGAGCUCAGGUUUUCAUGGUGUUUGAUUAUAAGAGUACAGAAAAUGAGUGCAAACAGAAAAUUGAAGGAAACCUUCAUGCAGUGGUCAAGAAAAUCCCUGUCAUUUCCAUUGAGGGGCAAGCAUCGCUUAACAUGACUGAAGAUGAAAAAAAAAUGGCUGAGAAUAUUAGUGUCACAUUUUAUGGUGACAUUAAACUUCAAGAAAACCCCACCACAUAUAAGGAUGCCCUGGAAGUGUACAAGAAGGUGCCUGAUCUGAUGAAGCAACAAGGUAAAGGUGUACCUCUGACAGUGUGGCUGUAUCCUCUCAAUCUUUUGGACGAUAAGGCUGCAAAGUUGGUGAGAGAAAUCAAUUUGAGCCUGUUGUGUGAAACAGAAAGUUGGCUGGAGGAACUCUGUGAAAUGGAGAGAAUAUGCAAUGAUUUGAUCAAAAGACAAAUAACAGAUGAUUUCCCUGAUCUAAAAGACAGGUUGCUAAAGUUUCAGGCAUUACACAGAAAUUAUACAAGUUUGUUAAAGAAGGCACUAUGCAGAGUGCUGCCAGCUAUUCGUGCUGGGACACAAGAGGACAAGGCACUGGGGGACAUCCUGAGCAUCCAUUACACACCACCCUUCAAUAUAAGCAUCAUGAACAAAUGGCUAGAUGACAUUACAACUGAAUUAAAUAUUCUGAGCUCCUAUACAGUUGGGUUAAAGGACAUCACAGUUGUGAAAUCAUCAGGGUCACUCAAUUCCAUCUGUUUUCAUCCUGAUGUUGAUGUGGUGGUAUGUUUGUCAUUUACAUCUCUAAAUCAUGAUGACUCCUACCUAGCAGCUCUACAGGACUUUGUCAAAUCUGAAGGAUUUACAAUGUUGGGGCAAACAAGUGAGAGAGAUUCCAUUCUCCAAGCAGCACAGCCUUGGUUCAUUUCUCCUGACAUUUCUGCAAUCAUGAAGCAGAAUCUUUCUCUCUUUACCUCUUUUUUAAAUGCCAAUAAAAAUGAGAAGAGAAUCAAAUUCAUCAUUGCCUCCAUAUCUGAUCCCAGCAAUCCAGGAUCCUCCAUCCAACUUUAUCAGAAUGGUUCUCUGACAGAUCCUAGUUUCCAGCCUGUAUCCAAACCUCCCAAACCUGAAGUGGAGACCAGUGAUGGGAAAGUCACCCUGAAGCUUUCAAAAUCCCCAACUGGAGAGACUUUACACUUCAGAGUUGAGUACAGGAUGACACCUUCAAAUGAUUCAGCAGCUGAUGUUGAGGAAUGGACAGUCAUAGACACGUCAAAUGCACAGAACACCUUCACAUUGACUGGACUAAAGCCAACAGAACAAUACUGGGUCCGAUACAGAGCUGUUAGUGAUGUGGGAGUGAGUGAAGCCAGCGACUCUGUCCCCUUCACCUUUCAAGGGAAGCUCACUGUCACAGUAGACCAAUGGAACUUCUCUAUACCCAAACUCAUUAAUGAACUCAGGACUGAAAUAAUGACCACUAUCGGCAUGUCACGAUGGUCUCCAUCUACUAUCAAGUCAGAGGUUACAAAUAUUGUCAACAAACCUAUCAUUCCUUACACCGGGGGAAUCCCUGGAGGACUGAGAGAAGGAAUGGCUUUGUACCUCCAAGGGGUUGUUUUGGCAAACAGUUUAUGGGGUUUGAAUUUUCCAACCAACUUGAAAUUUUCAACUGAUUACAAUGGCGAUUGCAUCCGUUUUAAUUUCAGUUUUUGGCCACUUGAUUUAUUCAUUCGACGUGCUUGCCAUACCUGUAGAUUGACCAAAGGAUCAGCCUUUGACAUGUUUUUUGUGAGAAACACAGAAGGCUAUGAGAUGUAUGUGAAUGGGCAGAAGUGUCCGGAGCUCGUACCUCACAGACAAGUGGAGAAUAUAACUACACUUCAAAUUUCUGGACGUGUCAUAAUGAACACUGUUGGUAUUGUUGCAGUAAGUUUACACAGUCACCUUAGAAACUACAAUUCACAUACAAUCACUACUGCUCAUGCACAAGGUACAGCAAUUUAAAGCAGUAGCUGCAGAGCUCUCAAGUAUCACGC
Messenger RNA from Tachysurus vachellii, 2507 nucleotides. RefSeq names its product neoverrucotoxin subunit beta-like. Lineage: Eukaryota; Metazoa; Chordata; Actinopteri; Siluriformes; Bagridae. The record is from RefSeq and is a predicted model, not a curated record. Bases 49 to 2475 code for a protein of 808 amino acids. Gene Ontology annotation, molecular function: carbohydrate binding; protein binding. The transcript has 7 exons.